This is a messenger RNA of Raphanus sativus (radish), 1594 nucleotides long. Its product is annotated as protein BRASSINAZOLE-RESISTANT 1. Gene Ontology annotation, molecular function: DNA-binding transcription factor activity. Lineage: Eukaryota; Viridiplantae; Streptophyta; Magnoliopsida; Brassicales; Brassicaceae. The record is from RefSeq and is a predicted model, not a curated record. The coding region runs from base 175 to 1152 and encodes 325 amino acids. Gene Ontology annotation, biological process: brassinosteroid mediated signaling pathway; DNA-templated transcription. The transcript has 3 exons.
CAAAAAUCAAACCCUUAAGUUAAUUUAAAAGAGAUUAUUCUUCUUCGAUUCCAGCGAAGGAAAAAAAGCUUAUUCCUCGUGAGCACUACCUUCUCACUCCUCAUUCUCAUUCCAUUCUUCUUCUCCUCCCUCCUCCCCCCCCCCUCCCCAUCCAUCAAAGCUCGCAGCUUUUCGAUGACGUCGGAUGGUGCUACAUCCACAUCAGCAGGAGCAGCUGCUGCGGCCGCAGCGGCAGCAGCGAGGAGGAAACCGUCGUGGAGGGAGAGGGAGAACAAUCGGAGGAGAGAGAGAAGGAGAAGAGCCAUAGCUGCGAAGAUAUACACCGGUCUAAGAGCACAAGGUGAUUACAAUCUCCCCAAACAUUGCGACAACAACGAAGUCCUCAAGGCUCUCUGUUCCGAAGCUGGUUGGAUCGUCGAAGAAGACGGCACCACUUACCGCAAGGGAUGCAGCAGGCCUCCUCCUCCAUACUCAUCAUCACAAAACCAGAGUCCUCUCUCUUCGGCUUUUCAAAGUCCCAUCCCUUCUUACCAAGUCAGCCCAUCUUCCUCAUCUUUCCCCAGCCCAUCUCGCGGUGAGCCCAUCAACACCACCUUCUUCCCUUUCCUCAGCAACAACGGUGGCAUUCCUUCUUCCCUAAGAAUCUCAAACAGUUGCCCCGUUACUCCACCCCUCUCCUCUCCGACCUCCAAGAACCCUUUGCCUAACUGGGACUCCAUCGCUAAGCAGUCAAUGGUCAACGCGAAACAAUCUAUGGCCUCUUUUAACUAUCCUUUCUAUGCGGUUUCUGCACCCGCUAGUCCAACGCGUCGCCAGUAUUUUCACACACCGGUUACGAUACCUGAAUGUGAUGAGUCUGAUUCCUCAACUGUCGACUCUGGUCACUGGAUAAGCUUUCAGAAGUUUGCGCAACAGCAGCCAUUCUCUGGCUCUGUGGUGCCAACUUCUCCUACCUUCAACCUUGUGAAACCUCCUCCUCCUGUGCCUCAGCAGAUGUCUCCAAACGCUGCAGCCUUCCAAGGGAUUAUUGGUCAAAGCUCUGAGUUUAAGUUUGAGAACAGCCAAGUUAAGCCGUGGGAAGGAGAGAGGAUACAUGAUGUUGGUAUGGAGGAUCUGGAGCUUACUCUUGGAAACGGCAAGGCUCGUGGUUGAUUUGUGAAUGAAUUUGACAAAGCUAUUCUUCUUCUGAUCAAACAAGUCACAUGGAAAGGAGAUCCAGUUCGGUUUUGGGUUCUUUCUCAGUCUCAGCAUUACAUUCUUGGUAUCUGAAGCAAGACGUGAGAUGAUCAUUCACAAUGCCAGAGACCUGCAAGAAGGAAUAAAUAACUGUAGGACCAACGCAGCGGAACCCUCUCUGCAUCAUGUCUUUGCUUAUGUACUCCGCCUUUGGCGACUUAACGGGUACUUGACGGCCAUAGCGGUAUCCGUUUCUUAGUGGUUUGUGGUUCACAAAUCUCCAACAGUAGUUGCUGAAUGAUCCAAACUCUUGCUUGACCUGUUUUUCAAUUUUACAAUCUAUUAUUAAGUCAAAACGUUCACAACUUAUGUAGCAAAACAAAACACACGAUCUAUCUAUCUAUACCUUGAGAACUGA